Coregonus clupeaformis (lake whitefish) is the source of this 1702-nucleotide messenger RNA. Its product is annotated as ras-related protein Rab-12-like. Gene Ontology annotation, cellular component: trans-Golgi network transport vesicle; plasma membrane; synaptic vesicle. The transcript is spliced from 5 exons. The coding region runs from base 1046 to 1663 and encodes 205 amino acids. The record is from RefSeq and is a predicted model, not a curated record. Gene Ontology annotation, biological process: Golgi vesicle fusion to target membrane; Rab protein signal transduction; regulation of exocytosis. Gene Ontology annotation, molecular function: GTPase activity; GTP binding. Lineage: Eukaryota; Metazoa; Chordata; Actinopteri; Salmoniformes; Salmonidae.
GGGUUCAAUAUUGGCCUGAAGUCGGAUUAGAUAGGGUUCAAUAUUGGCCUGAAGUCGGAUUAGAUAGGGUUCAAUAUUGGCCUGAAGUCGGAUUAGAUAGGGUUCAAUAUUGGCCUGAAGUCGGAUUAGAUAGGGUUCAAUAUUGGCCUGAAGUCGGAUUAGAUAGGGUUCAAUAUUGGCCUGAAGUCGGAUUAGAUAGGGUUCAAUAUUGGCCUGAAGUCGGAUUACAUAGGGUUCAAUAUUGGCCUGAAGUCGGAUUAGAUAGGGUUCAAUAUUGGCCUGAAGUCGGAUUAGAUAGGUUUCAAUAUUGGCCUGAAGUCGGAUUACAUAGGGUUCAAUAUUGGCCUGAAGUCGGAUUAGAUAGGGUUCAAUAUUGGCCUGAAGUCGGAUUAGAUAGGUUUCAAUAUUGGCCUGAAGUCGGAUUACAUAGGGUUCAAUAUUGGCCUGAAGUCGGAUUAGAUAGGGUUCAAUAUUGACCUGAAGUCGGAUUAGAUAGGUUUCAAUAUUGGCCUGAAGUCGGAUUACAUAGGGUUCAAUAUUGGCCUGAAGUCGGAUUAGAUAGGUUUCAAUAUUGGCCUGAAGUCGGAUUACAUAGGUUUCAAUAUUGGCCUGAAGUCGGAUUACAUAGGGUUCAAUAGUGGAAUGGGUGGUGGGUUUUUAGAGCUGGCUAAUAGGUGGUAGGGCAAUUUUCAUUUUCCCCAAAAGUUGUAUUAUUGUAUCAAAGAAUAUAAUGCAGGAAGGACGUGAAUGGCCUCACACACCAGUACAGUAGGUGGCGGUGUAUGCACCUAAAAGUUGGAUGCGAUCUGCCAACCAAAUCCCAAAGAAGAAGAAGAAGAUUGGAAAGAUUCUAUGGCGCCUGCGGUGACGUAAUGAAAAUGCUCCCAGGAUUCGCUUGACAGGCAGCUGCUUAACAACAAUUUGGGAGUCGGAAAACUUUCCCGAACUAGCUAAUUCCAAGACUACAGAAAAGUUACCCACCAUAGUUUAUUAACCCCCUUUUUUUAAAGAGUAUAUAGCUAGGUGUUCAAAUGUGGAAUUAUUGAUGGAUUCGAGGUAUGAGAUCCAGCGGAUGGCCGGUGGUAGGGGAUCAGCGAACGCUUCCCCCGCUCUGGGGGGACAGUCUCGCCGCAGGAAGAUGCCGCCGAGGCCCGCCGAUUACAAACUUCAAAUCAUCAUUAUCGGCUCUCGUGGCGUGGGCAAAACCAGUCUAAUGGAAAGAUUUACCGACGACACCUUCUGUGAAGCAUGCAAAUCAACCGUUGGAGUAGAUUUUAAGAUCAAGACGGUGGAGCUGAGAGGGAAGAAGAUCAGGUUGCAGAUCUGGGAUACAGCUGGUCAGGAGAGAUUCAACAGUAUAACCUCGGCCUACUACCGUGGGGCCAAGGGAAUAGUACUGGUCUAUGAUAUCACCAAGCAGGAAACCUUCGACGACCUACCCAAAUGGAUGAAGAUGAUCGACAAGUAUGCUUCAGAGGAGGCAGAGCUGCUGCUAGUGGGGAACAAGCUGGACUGUGAGACAGACCGCAUCAUCACUAAACAGACUGCAGAGAGGAUGCCUCUGGAGAUUCCCAGUAAGGAUGUUUCCAACAGUAUCCUGUCUCUGCAGCCUGAACCGGAAGUGCCUCCUGAGCUCAACCCGCCACGCGUGCGCUGUUGCUGAGACCCCCUCCCCCCCACCCCUCCACCACCACCAACCUCC